AUGGCGCUGGCAUCGCUGCUUCUCCAGAUCAGCACGCUUGGACUUGUCGUGCUCAUCACCCAAUAUGUUCUCGCAUACUCGCGGUCGCCUCUGAAGAAGAUCCCUGGCCCUUUCCUGGCCAAGUUCUCGGAUCUCUGGCGUCUCUUUAAUGCCUAUGAGAAGAAGCACAUUACAACGCAGCUGCAACUUCAUGAGAAGUACGGCGACUACGUCCAACUGGGCCCAAACGUUGUCAGCGUUGCAGACCCAAGUCUGGUCAAGACCAUCUACUCCACCAGGGGAACUUUCUUGAAGAGUGACUUUUAUGCUAUCAAUGAUGCUAUGCAAGAUGGCAAGAUCAUCCAGAACAUCUUCGGUACCCGCAGCAAUGAGUUUCAUUCCAAAUACAUUCGUCCCGUUCAGAAGCUGUACACCUUUCAGAGCGUCAAAGAAUACGAACCAGUCAUGGCCCGGUCUCUUUCCACCUUCUUUCAAGAGCUCGAGUCACGCUUCGUGGACGGCGCGAACAAAGACAAGACCUGCGAUAUCGCGGACUGGAUAUCGUAUCUCACCUGGGACAUACUGGGCGAAAUGACUUUCAGCAAACCAUUUGGCUUCAUGGAGCAAGCCACCGACGUUGGCGGUAUGCUUGAGACCGCCGAGAGGAAUAUGGACUAUCAAUCAGUGAUCGGCCAAAUGCCCUUCCUCGACAAGUGGCUCGCCAAAAACCCCCGCCUCGCCUCAAAAUUUCCCGCCUUCGCCGCCACCGCCGGCUUCUGCGUCGAGCGCUUCUUAGAGCGCAUGCAGAAACUCGAACAAUUCAAGGGAAAACCCGACUUCAUGAACCAUUUCCUGCGCGCCAAAGAGGAGCAUCCCACCGUCGUUACGGACAAUGAAGUUAUCGCGUACAUGAUCAUCAAUGUGCUCGGCGGCGCCGACACGACAUCUAUCACCACCAAAGCUGUCGUCUACCACGUGCUCAAGAACCCCAUUGUGCAGGCGCGUCUCGUUGAGGAGCUGAGGGAUGCGAAGCUGAACCACCCUGCACCUUACUCAUCGCUUGAGAACCUCCCGUACCUGGAUGCCUGCAUCAAGGAAGGUCUCCGCAUCCAUCCCGUCGUCGGACACAUCAUGGAGCGCGUAGUACCGUCCACCGGCCUCGCGCUCGCCAACGGCGUCACGCUGCCUCCAGGCACCGUCGUCGGCGUAAACCCCUGGGUCGUGCACCGCAGAGCCGACGUCUACGGCGAGCGGCCCAAUGAGUUUCUGCCCGAGCGUUGGCUACAGGGUAAGUCUGAGAGUGACGCGGAGUUCGAGGGAAGGAUGAGAAGGAUGGGCGACGCAGAUCUGAGCUUUGGGAAGGGGAACAGGGUGUGUCUGGGACGGCCGCUGGCGCUUGUCGAGAUGGCGAAGAUUGUCGGAACGUUGUUUGCCAAGUAUGAGAUUGAGCUGGAGGAUCCAAAUGCAGAGUGGGAGGUGCAUCCGCAAUGGUUUGUCUGGCCGCAUAAGAUCAGGGUGAAGAUGACAAAAUACUGA
Didymosphaeria variabile is the source of this 1515-nucleotide messenger RNA. RefSeq lists its product as uncharacterized. The transcript is spliced from 4 exons. Gene Ontology annotation, molecular function: monooxygenase activity; iron ion binding; heme binding. The record is from RefSeq and is a predicted model, not a curated record. NCBI's taxonomy places the organism in Eukaryota, Fungi, Ascomycota, Dothideomycetes, Pleosporales, Didymosphaeriaceae. The coding region runs from base 1 to 1515 and encodes 504 amino acids.